Molecule: messenger RNA, 1332 nt
Organism: Symbiodinium pilosum
Lineage: Eukaryota; Dinophyceae; Suessiales; Symbiodiniaceae
Source: the annotation of a GenBank genome assembly
AUGGAAGCGAUUUGGAACUUUCUUGGCUGCACUUCUCUCGAGAAAGCUGAGCGUGCGGACAAAGAUGCAUCAGACAUGCAGCUCAGUGCGUUUGAGUUCCGGCAUUACCGCACUGGGUUGGAGCAAAGUCAGCAAAAAUUGGUGGAAAGAGUUGUGAACCAAUGGGUUGCCAUGCUGGUCAAGGGCAUCAUAAUCAGGGUCAACGGCUUCGAGGAGAAGACUUUCCUGGACAAAGACCUAUUAAACUUGGAACUGAGUGGUGAGCUCUAUCCUUUGGAUGCCUUGUGUCGAAUGGAGAUGCGCAAGGAGUCUGACGAUGUCGUUAUGAAUGUUCCGUGGAUCCUGGACCUAGCUUUUGAUUUUGAGGAAGGCGAAACUGUGCUCUCAUUCAGCUUCGAGCACGAGCGUCACCGUCUUCAGUUUGCACUCAUGCUCCGUAUCUUGCGCACUCGCAACCCGCACUUGAAUCUUGCUGGUGCGUUUGAGGUGGUGAACAAAGACGAGGAUGAUGAGGAUAAUGCAGGCAAUUCAAACUUCAACAAGGUUGUCACUUCAACACGCUACGAUGUCCAAGGGACUGGCAUCACAGUUGUUAUUAGUGUCGGCUCUUUAAACAUCCAUCAGCAUCUUCGCUGCAACAAUCGGCAUGUUUACCUCGAGCUCUUCUCUGACUACCCGCGGCGAGACAAGUAUUUAUAUGCAAAGUCAAGCUACAACAACCUGCCGGGAGCCGUGUUGCUAGGGGAUGCUGAUGGCAAAAACACUCGCAAGGAGGAUGAAAGUGCAGCCCAAGCAGAGAACCGGAAGGGUAACAAGGACCAGAACCUCUGCACCAUCAACUUCGACUUAAAGAACGUCAAGCUGAAGAUCCCGAAAGUCCCAUUCAUCAUCUAUGGUCGGCUCAUGGUCAAAGACGACUUCUUCCCAACAGUCGUUGCCAUGUUUGAGCUUCCAAUAUCAAAGGCCAAUCUGCAUGACAUUCGCGAGGCUACGGACAAGCCCACCAGGUCUCCAGAAACUGUAGAACUGCCACUGCGUCGAAGCUGGAAGGGUGACGACGGACCAGAGGAAAUUGCAACCUUGACAGUGCGCUUCCUUGGCUAUGUGACUGACGACACUACGAGAAAGAAGCAGCAGUCAGGCAACAAGGCAGGGGCUGAGAGUGCUAGGUCUAGCGAAGAUGAAGAAGGAGAGGAGGAGGAAGAAGAAGAAGAGGAAGAAGAGGAAGAAGAGGAAGAAGAGGAGGAAGAAGAAAGUGAGGAAGCUGACGGUCAAGUCCAAGAAAGCUCAAGUGCCGGCAGCCAGUUGAACUCGUCAGCAAGCUCAGCGUAG